GCGUGCGGUCAUCGCUUCGUUAAACUCUACGGAGCGUUCAGGCUCAGACACGUGAUUGGUCGCUGUUAUCUCCGUGGAAACGACCUCCAGUACGACGUCACGGACGUCCACUGGCCAAACCCCGACCAGCCCUGCAGUCACCUGGGUGAUGUCAGCGGUGAGGUCAUGUGUAACAUGGGGAUCUCUGCCUCCAUCACGCAGAAUGAGGUCAUCGUCGGCUCACCUGGAAGCUACGAAUGGCAAGGAAACGUCCAUGUCUCCUGGAUGAACCCUGACGUGGUUUUUGACACCCAGAGGAGCUCCUUCCCCAACAUGCAGCGCAGGAACAUUUAUAUCGGAUAUUCUGUUGCUCAGGCUCGUCGUCUUCUCUCUCAGGAUGAUGAAACCAUCGUAACAGGAGCUCCUAAGGACGGUAAAGACGACGCUCGUGGCUCGGUGCUGUUGGCUGUGAAACGGGCCGACAAACUGCUGACUCAGCAAACUCUACGCGGGGAACAGAUGGGCUCGUACUUCGGUAAUGCCGUGGCAACCGCCGACCUCGACAACGACGGGUGGAAUGAUCUGCUGGUGGGCGCUCCUUUUUACUUCCAUCGUCAGCAGGAGGCGGGCGGGGCGGUUUAUGUCUACAUGAAUGCGGGGGGUUGGUUUGAUUCCCGGCCCAGCGUGGCGCUGAGAGGACCGACCGGGUCAGCGUUCGGUAUGGCUGUCGCUGCUGCUGGAGACCUGAACCAAGACGGCUUCCAGGACUUUGCAGUCGGAGCUCCUUUCCAUGAAACAGGAAGUGUGAUGAUCUGGACCGGGAGCCGCGGUGGUGUCGCUACAGAACCAAGCCAGGUGAUCCGGGGCAGCCGGGUCUCUCCUGUGUUCAGGACCUUUGGGUACUCUCUGUCUGGAGGUCUGGAUGUUGAUGGGAACAAAUAUCCAGACCUGCUGGUCGGCUCUCUGGACGACACCGUCGCUCUGCUCCGAACUCGUCCAGUCCUUCACCUCAAUAAAACCGUCAGAGUUUCCCCGGACGUCGUCGACCCGAACACUUGUGACUUCUGUAUCCAGGUGGAGGUGUGUUUCUCCUACAUCUUCAGCACUGGAGAAAAGAGCGACAGAGACAACAUCAGUAAGUAA
Anarrhichthys ocellatus (wolf-eel) is the source of this 1122-nucleotide messenger RNA. RefSeq names its product integrin alpha-3-like. The record is from RefSeq and is a predicted model, not a curated record. The transcript is spliced from 10 exons. Gene Ontology annotation, cellular component: external side of plasma membrane; integrin complex. Gene Ontology annotation, biological process: leukocyte migration; cell adhesion mediated by integrin; cell-matrix adhesion. The annotation marks the transcript as partial. Gene Ontology annotation, molecular function: integrin binding. Lineage: Eukaryota; Metazoa; Chordata; Actinopteri; Perciformes; Anarhichadidae.